Molecule: messenger RNA, 1383 nt
Organism: Arachis duranensis
Lineage: Eukaryota; Viridiplantae; Streptophyta; Magnoliopsida; Fabales; Fabaceae
Product: pentatricopeptide repeat-containing protein At3g22470, mitochondrial-like
Exons: 2
Coding region: 124-972 (282 amino acids)
Molecular function (GO): protein binding
Source: RefSeq, a predicted model, not a curated record
GUUCCCUCUUUCAUUACCCUUCUCAAUAAGCGUGAUCCAUCCUCCCAAGUUGAAUUCGAUCAGAUUUUAGGGUCUCUUGUUAAGAUCAAUCAAUACCACACUGCUGUUUCGCUCUUUGCACAAAUGGAUUUUAGGGGAAUCAGUCCUUCUUUGAUCAAUUGUUUCUGCCACUUGGGUCUGAUGGAUUCUGCUUUCUUUGCAUUAGCCAAGAUUAUCAAGUUGGGUCAUCAAUUGGACGUCUUUACUUACAAUGCUUUAAUUGAUGGAUACUUUCUAAUCAAUAAAGUGAAUGAGGCAGCAAAGAUGUUUGACAGCAUGAUCAAAGCAGGUUUGGCACCCGAUGUUCACAGUUAUAGCAUUAUGAUUAAUGGUUAUUGCAAGAACAAAAUGGUGGACCAAGCAAUCACUUUCUUUAAAGAAAGCGAAAGUUUUGUUCCGAAUAUUGGAAUUUAUACCCUUAUUGAUAGAUUAUGCAAAUCAGGGAGAAUAUCAUGUGUACAGAAUAUUCUUGAUGAAAUGCAUGAAAGUGAACAGCCCCCUAAGUUAGUCGGUUAUUGCAUAUUGUUAGAUGCUUUAUGCAAAAUCCAACAUCUUGAUGAGGCAAUUGUACUAUUUCACAACAUUAUUCACAAAGGGUUUCGUCCAAAUGCGUACAUGUGCAGUAUUCUUUUGAAUGGAUUGUGCAAAUGUGGAAGAGUAAGGACUGCAAGAGAGCUUUUUGAGCAUCUUUUGGCCAACAACUAUUGUCUAGAUGUUGUGAACUUUAAUAUUAUGAUGAGUGGAUUUGUUAACGAGGGGCUGAUUGAUGAAGCAAUAGACUUAUUUUUAGAGAUGAAAGGAAAUGGUUGCCUUCCAAAUACUGAAACUUAUUCUCUAUUUUAUGAAGCAUUUCGUCAAUUGUAUGCUAGAAAUAAGCAUACAAAUCGAAAGAAAAAAAGAUCUUUGAAAAGAUCAGAAAGGAUUCAAGAAUAAGGAUUCCAGACUUAACUGUGUGGUGAGAUUCUUUCUUGAAAGACGGCUACCUGCUCCUGGAACCAAAAUGUCUCCAUUGUUGCGUAAAAUCCUCAAUUUUCCAUAUCCUUAGGUUCAUAAGGAUAAGGAUGGUUUGUUAAUUUGAUAUUGACUACUGUGAUAUUCACUGAAGAGCUGAGUGUGACACAUGAAUGCUUGCUUGAAGCUAUCUAUUUCUUGAGUUUGGUUGUUUCAAUGAUGUUAUUUCCCUUUUAUUGAGGAUUAAAACAAAAUCAUAAAUCUUUUGUUGCCUAAUAGAAAGGAUGUGAUUUCUUUGUAUUUGAAGAAGUGAAAUUACCUGCCUUUGUAAUCAUUCCUAAUUUACUACCCAUCCCUCUAUGCUGGUUUUUUUAGAGUAUAUUUGGCAAACAC